UGGUAUUUAGAAAAAAAUGAAGCAUUUACUCCACCUAAUUCUGACAGUGAUUCUUCUAGCUCAAAAAAUAGUAAAAAAUCUGAAGAAUCUAGUUCAAAAAAUUCAGAUCAAGCAAGAAAAAAACUAAGAGAAGAAGAAUCUGAAAAAAGUGGCAAGAACCUGAAGAAAGCAGCAGAACUUCUUAAAGAAAUCAAGAUGUCCAGAAGUAACUAA
Molecule: messenger RNA, 213 nt
Organism: Dentiscutata heterogama
Lineage: Eukaryota; Fungi; Glomeromycota; Glomeromycetes; Diversisporales; Gigasporaceae
Source: the annotation of a GenBank genome assembly